UGCUGGUGGCUUCCGAACGAUCCGAGAGGUGUGUGUUAACCACUGUUUCCCUCGACAACACGACAGCAUGUUCAACGUGGGAAUUUGCUCACUCUGCAAUACGAAAUGCGUUAGUGUCUGGGUUACGAAUCCUUGCAACCACGAGGUCUGCAGCAAGUGCCUCGCUCAUCGGGGUAAUCUCAAAACUUGCUUUCAAUGUUCCGAGGGUGUAGAGUUCCUCAAGUGCCCCGGUUCGCAAAACGGAUGUACCUUCAACACAGGUCAAGGUUCGUGGGACGCGCACAAAACGAACUGUUUCCAUCUCCCCGUCGAAUGCCCGUACGAGUGUCAGACCGUGGUUGCUAAGAAACGCCUUGUCACGCACAUGACAACUGAGUGCAAGCUACGACACGCCCUCUGCCGUUACUGCCACGAUACCGUGUUUCACAUCGAACUUGCCGACCACGAGGAAACUUGCUUGGAAGCGCCAAUGAGAUGCCCAUUUUGCUUCGAGGGAAACAUCAAGAGAGGUCUAUUGCAGCUCCACGCUAAGAGCUGCGAGAAGACUCCAAAGCCUUGCCCUCUGAAUGAGUACGGCUGUUCCUUCCUGGGAUUGGACAGAGUCAUGGAGGGGCAUCUCACCGUCAAAAACCAUGUCCCGUGCUUUCAGAAACUAAAGGACGACGUGGAGAAACGAGACGCGGAGAUUGCCAGCCUACGCGAUUGCGUUGACGCCAUGAAGAAUGUGAUGAUGGAAUUAGCGAGACACGGUGCUGUGUUCUUUGACAAGGAAUUGAAGUUCGCACUCCGAGCUCCUAAAGAGAGGUCCGUUUCUGCGUUCGAGUGUCCCGUGUACAGGCAUAUCAGUACAGACGCAUCGUUCACCUUUACACUGGAUACAACCCGGACAGGACGCGUGUAUCUGCGUCAGCAUCUCCUGAGUGCUGGAAAUUCAGUUAAAGGCAAGACGUUCACGGCAAUCGUCGAAGACACUGACGACAGAAAACUCGCUAAGAAGACUGGAAUCGUCUGUUGCAAUCAAAAUGUGCUCGACUGGUAUGCUGAAAGUGGCAGAUUUCAAAUAGUGACUUUUGCCGAAGAAGGGUAGAUACACGGCUAGACUAGAUAGGAGCUAGCAUUCAGUAGAAGGAUUUUGAUUGGUUUCUUGUUGCGUUCCUUUUAUGAAUAACGUCGUUUACUUUGCCGAGUUGAAAGAAGCAAGGAAGCUACGAACCUUUCCUAUACUCUGAUACACGUAGAAUGAGAGGUACGAGCCUGAUGUAGUGCAGAAGCAAGUGGUGGAAAGGCGCACAUCUGUAUGGGAUCUGAUGCAAAAUGUGCAAUACAUACUUAUCCGUUUGAGGUCCUAGACCCGCAUUCUAGUACC
Ornithodoros turicata is the source of this 1366-nucleotide messenger RNA. Its product is annotated as TNF receptor-associated factor 5-like. Gene Ontology annotation, molecular function: zinc ion binding. Lineage: Eukaryota; Metazoa; Arthropoda; Arachnida; Ixodida; Argasidae. The transcript has a single exon. The record is from RefSeq and is a predicted model, not a curated record. The coding region runs from base 68 to 1087 and encodes 339 amino acids.